Molecule: messenger RNA, 2471 nt
Organism: Hypomesus transpacificus
Lineage: Eukaryota; Metazoa; Chordata; Actinopteri; Osmeriformes; Osmeridae
Gene: lrrn3a
Product: leucine rich repeat neuronal 3a
Exons: 1
Coding region: 19-2118 (699 amino acids)
Molecular function (GO): protein binding
Source: RefSeq, a predicted model, not a curated record
AGGGAAUAGGGGGCCAAGAUGAAGGAGACAGCGUUUGUGGUUUGUUUGUUAGCCGAGCUAGCUCUGACUGCCUUUGUUUUGGCCUCUAAGGAGGAUGCUCAUUGCCCUGAUUUGUGUCGAUGUGAGACACGACCCUGGUUCUCGCCCAGCUCUACGUACACAGAGGCUCCCACAGUGGACUGUAAUGACUUGGGCCUGGCAACGCUCCCAGGAAAACUACCAUCCGAUACACAGGUACUGUUGUUACAGACCAACAACAUCAUCAAUGUGGAAGAGCCCUUGGAUUACCUGGCCAACAUCACGGAGAUCGACUUGUCCCAGAACAACAUUUUGUCCCUGAGCAGCGUCCGUCUGGGGCUUCUUCCCCAGCUGCUGUCGCUGCACAUGGAGGAGAACUGCGUCCAGACCCUGUCGGACAGCUGCAUCCCUUCCCUGCCCAACCUCCAGGAGUUCUACAUCAACCACAACCGGAUCUCCUCCAUCAGUCCCAGGGCCUUUCAGGGGUUAGGGAGACUUCUACGCCUGCAUCUGAACUCCAACCGACUGACGGCAAUCAACAUGGAGUGGUUCCAGCCUCUUCGCACCCUGGAGAUCCUCAUGAUAGGAGAGAACCCUGUUCUACAGCUAUCUGACAUGAACUUUAAGCCUCUGGUCAACCUCCGUAGCUUGGUUCUCGCCAGGAUGAAUCUGUCAGAGAUCCCGGACAACACUCUGGUGGGCCUUGACAACUUGGAGAGCAUCUCCUUCUUUGACAACUUGUUUGAAAAGGUUCCACGGGCCGCCCUCAAACGGGCAGAAAACCUGAAGUUUCUGGAUCUAAACAAGAACCCGAUCGAGCGGAUUCAGAAGGGGGACUUUGCGAACAUGAUCCACCUCAAGGAGCUGGGCGUCAACAGCAUGCCGGAGCUGGUGUGCAUCGACGGUUUCGCCCUGAGCAACUUACCCGAACUAACCAAGAUCGAGGCCACCAACAACCCCAAGCUGUCCUACAUCCACCCGGACGCCUUCUACAAGUUGCCCCGACUGGAGACGCUUAUGCUGAACAGCAAUGCCCUUAGCGCUUUGCACCACAGGGCCGUGGAGUCCCUGCCCAACCUGCGGGAGGUGAGCAUGCACAGCAACCCCAUCCGCUGCGACUGCGUCGUCCGCUGGAUCAACAUGAACAGGACCGGAGUCCGUUUCAUGGAGCCUGACUCGCUGUUCUGUGCCGAGCCCCCAGAGUACCAGGGCCAGCACGUCCGACAGGUGCACUUCAGGGAGAUGACGGAGAUCUGCCUUCCGCUCAUCUCGUCCGGAAGCCUUCCGGAUCGAAUGGCCAUCAGGAAAGGGGGCCAGGUGACGCUGCACUGCAGGGCGUUUGGAGAACCGGAGCCCGAAAUCUACUGGGUCACGCCGACUGGGCUCAGGGUGCUGCCCAACAGUGUGUCUGAUAAGUACCACAUGCACCCAGAGGGGACCUUUGACAUCUACGAUGCUGGCGCCCAUGAAGCGGGCCUGUACACCUGCGUCGCUCACAAUCUUGUCGGCGCAGACCUGAAAUCCGUCUUGGUGGUGGUGGACGGAUACUUUCCCAAACCUUCAAACCAGUCUUUACGCUUGGACACCAAGUCCGUGCAGCCUCGUUCUGUUUUACUGUCCUGGAAAAACCCUGGUGGUUUCGUUUCUAAUAUAAAGUGGUACAUGACUGCCCACGUUAACCACCCCUCCAUGGCGUUUACCGCCAGGGUUCCUUCUGAUGUGAAAGAGUACCGGCUGGCUCACUUAAGACCUUCCACCCAGUACAGGGUGUGUGUGGAGGUGACAAGCAGACAGCUCGGAGGCUACAGGGACUGUGUCAAUGUCACCACUAAAGGACUGGAAGUCCCUGUUGACAGCAGCGAGAACUGGGACACCAUAGUGAUGAGUGUCUGCACUGUGCUUUUCGUGGUGGUCGCCGUGGCUUGUUCUGUCAUCUACACAUCUCUGCGUAGCCAGUUCUUUUACAGGAAGUUGAUAGAGGAUCAGUCUGAGUCCCUGCUGGGUCCUAAUGAAGGUUCAUCUUCCUCUCUCUCAGGACUGUGUGUUUCUGGUGUCAAGGUUAGGGCAACGGUCGUAGACUUUCCAGACCAUUCCAUGUGAGCAACAACCUUGGUCAUGGAAAUUAACGCACUGGAUUAGGACAUCAUGGAAGAGAGUUGGACACAAGCAUUUGAUUUAUGUGCCCUCUUUUCGAGACAUUUGAAAGGACACCUGAUCGGUGAAUUUGACAGGGUGGGUUCCGGUAGGGUUCAUGCAUAACUAUGUAACCAGCUAAAACCAGACUAAAGACUAUUUUAUAAUACAAAAUGUGUGUCAUUGCAGCAGAUCUUUCACAGACAAGUAUCUAAAUUGAUAUACGUGGCUACUGGUCAUUUAUGCGGUGCGACUGGAAUAAAGCACAGCACAAAGACUAUUUUGUCUCUGUUCUUCGACCGUGGUUUAUAACCCUAACC